Molecule: messenger RNA, 201 nt
Organism: Dibothriocephalus latus
Lineage: Eukaryota; Metazoa; Platyhelminthes; Cestoda; Diphyllobothriidea; Diphyllobothriidae
Source: the annotation of a GenBank genome assembly
AUGCUCGUAGAUGAAGGUCUCCUCUUUCCACUGCUUCACGCCCGUCAGUCCGGCCAAUCAGGACGCAUAAUGCACGAUGCGCCUUUCGGGUAUGCUGUCCUGAACAUUAUUAAGGCGGAGGACGUAUGUUUCGCAUUGGAUCUUCUGCGAAUGGGUGGUCUCUUCCUGUCCUUUCCAGUUUGUUUCCUGCCUGGCAUCUGA